AUGGCUGAGCAGGACUCUGGCUUAAAGCCCGAGCGUACAAAGACCCAGGAGAGGUUGAACAAAUGUCUGGGACUGGGACACACGGAGCUCAGCCAUCACCGCCAGCUCGCCAAGCCUGCGCUGCCUUCGAGGCCGGGCACGCUGCGCCACUUGCGGAGCCGCGAGAGGCGGCAGGCCACGCUCGGCCCAAGCGUCGUCUACGUGCAGGUGGUGGCGGCCGGGAGCCGGGACGCGGGCGCCGCCGUCUACGUCUUUUCCGAAUUCAACCGGUACCUCUUUAAUUGUGGUGAGGGGGUUCAGCGCCUUAUGCAAGAGCACAAGCUAAAAGUGGCACGCCUAGACAAUAUCUUCCUGACCAGGAUGGCCUGGGCAAAUGUUGGUGGUUUGUCUGGAAUGCUUCUUACCUUAAAGGAUAUAAAAGUUCCGCAGUGUGUUCUGUCAGGACCACCAGAGCUGCAAAGCUACCUGGAAGCUAUCAAAGUGUUUUCUGGUCCCCUGAAAGGAAUAGAUGUAGCAGUGCGACCCUGUACAGACCCAGAGUAUAAGGAUGAGACUAUGACAGUUUAUCAAGUACCUGUUGUUGGAAAGCAGCCAACCAGCAAGUCUGAAGGGCGUUGGAUUCCUGAAAGAUCAUCCCAAAGUGGUGUCAGUCCAAAGCAUACUCGCGCAUCUCCUACAAAUAUAGUUCAGUGUCUGGAGGAAGACAAAAAUGAAGAGUCCCUGAAUAAAAAAGGAUAUGGCAACCGAAGAUUUAGUAGCAGAGAUCCAACUCUGGUCGUGGCUUUCAUCUGUAAGCUUCACCCAAGGAAAGGGAACUUCUUGGUGUUUAAAGCAAAGGAGUUGGGCCUGCCAGUUGAAACUGCAGCCAUUCAGCCUAUAAUUGCAGCUGUCAAAGAUGGAAAGAGCGUCACUUUUGAAGGCAGAGAGAUUUUGCCUGAAGAGAUCUGUUCUCCCCCUGAUCCAAGCUCCAUUUUCAUUGUAAUUGAGUGUCCUCAUGAAGGGUUUGUGGAUGCCAUCUGUGAAAAUGACACAUUCCAAAGGUAUCAAGAGGGAAAAUCUGAGGAUCAUGUGGCCUUGGUUGUUCACAUAACCCCCGAGUCUGUGCUCCGGGACAGCCGGUACAAGCAGUGGCUAGAAAAGUUUGGAUCCGAAACUCAGCACUUAAUACUUAAUGAAAAUUCCAACGCUGUGCACUGUCUGCGCAGCUACAAAGUACAAAGCCAGCUGAACCUGAUUCACUCGGAAAUCUUUCCGUUGUUGACCAGUUACCAGAGUAAGGAAGAAGAAGCUAAUUUUGGCAUACCUGUUGUCCGGGGAGAAUGUCUCCUGAAAUACCAGCUGAGACCCAAAAAAGAAUGGCAGAGGGAUAUGGUUACUGUUUGCAAUUCCAGUGAAUAUGUGGCUGAAGCACUGGAGCUUCCUAACUUCCAGGACUGUGUGAAGAAGUGCAAAGAGAACCUGCAGGCUGAACCAGUCACGUUGGGUGAGGAAAGAAGAGUAGAAGAUUAUCCAGAAAUCGUGUUCUUAGGAACAGGCUCUGCAGUCCCAAUGAAAACUCGGAAUGUUAGCUCCACCUUGAUAAAUACCAGCUCUACCCAAUCCCUGCUCUUGGACUGUGGAGAAGGAACAUUUGGCCAGCUCUGCCGCCAUUAUGGAGAGGAGAUUGACAAUGUCCUUUGUAACAUAGAAGCUGUGUUUGUGUCUCAUUUACAUGCUGACCAUCAUACAGGCUUGUUGAAGAUUCUACUAGAGAGACAUCAAGCUUUUGCAUCCCUGGGCCGAUCACCCAGGCCGCUGUUUCUGAUUGCUCCCCUACAGCUCAUGACGUGGCUGAGCCAGUACCAUGACCACUGCCAACACAUUCUUGGUCAUUUCAAUAUGAUUUCUGCCGGUUUACUGGUUGAAGGUUGUAAAGUUGAAAAACCUAAACUUAAAACACUUAUUAGUUCCCUGCUAGAGAAAUAUGGCUUUGCAGAGUUUCAGACUUGUAAGGUUCAUCACUGUAGAAAUGCCUUUGCUUGUUCAAUGAUCCACAGUUCUGGCUGGAAAAUAGUCUAUUCUGGUGACACGAUGCCCUGUGAGGCUUUAGUCAACAUGGGGAAAAAUGCUACACUGUUAAUCCAUGAAGCAACAUUGGAAGAUGGCUUGGAAGUGGAAGCGAUAGAGAAGAUGCACAGCACAACUUCCCAGGCAAUAGAGAGUGGAAUGAAGAUGAAUGCCAAAUUCAUUGUGUUAAAUCAUUUCAGCCAACGGUAUGCCAAAAUUCCACUAUUCAGUGAAGACUUCACUGAGAAGGUUGGAAUUGCAUUUGACCACAUGCAGAUACGUUUUAGUGACUUUCCAACUAUUCCUAAACUGAUCUGGCCUCUGAAAGCUCUAUUUGCUGGUGACAUCGUAGAGAUGGAGGACCGGAAAGAGAAACGGGAAAGUCGUCUGUUAAAAGAGGGGGUGGAACUGCUUGAUGGCAAGAACCAAGCCAACAACUCUGUUCCACCUAAGAAGAAACGAGAAAAUACAGAGAACUGUCAGGCAGUGUCAAGCAAGAAGAUUAAAACGACAAACUAAGCAAAGCAUCAUAUGGCUUGUCAAGAGAGAGGCUUUGCACAUCGUGUGUUCUUGUUUUUCUCCUGAAUUUGUAAUGUGCAGCACUGGAGACUUCAGAAAUGGGUAUAGCUGACAGGACACUGGACUAGUGGAGACACCAUUUGAUGUGUAGUUUGGGGUUCCCUAUAGGCUGGAAUUACCAAGCAAGCAUAAGACGGACAGUGAAUAAAACAUGGAAUCCUUGUUCCUUUCUGGUGUCCUCAGUC
Gavialis gangeticus (Gharial) is the source of this 2810-nucleotide messenger RNA. RefSeq names its product elaC ribonuclease Z 2 (gene ELAC2). Gene Ontology annotation, cellular component: mitochondrion. Gene Ontology annotation, biological process: mitochondrial tRNA 3'-end processing. Lineage: Eukaryota; Metazoa; Chordata; Crocodylia; Gavialidae. The record is from RefSeq and is a predicted model, not a curated record. The transcript has 25 exons. Gene Ontology annotation, molecular function: 3'-tRNA processing endoribonuclease activity. The coding region runs from base 1 to 2565 and encodes 854 amino acids.